Drosophila mauritiana is the source of this 2758-nucleotide messenger RNA. RefSeq lists its product as uncharacterized. NCBI's taxonomy places the organism in Eukaryota, Metazoa, Arthropoda, Insecta, Diptera, Drosophilidae. The record is from RefSeq and is a predicted model, not a curated record. Bases 948 to 1463 code for a protein of 171 amino acids. The transcript has a single exon.
UUAAAAAAAAUUUCACUUUUUUAACUUUUUUAAAAAACUUACGUAUGUAUAUCAAAUUUCUUUCUUGUUUUUACUUGCUUAAAUGAAAAGCAGACUAUAAAGUAUCGGGCUAUAUGUCUGUACAUCCAUCUGUCCGCUUUGCCAACCAACUUCUCUCCGCACUACCUAAGUGAGAGGUAUCUGUUAGUCGAGCGUAUCUAUUGUGACUCUUUUUAUAAUAAAUAUUAUAUUUUAUUUUUGUUAUAUUAUAAUCAAAAGACAAAUUUAUAAAACUUUCUCACUAAUAGACUGUUUUUGGGACUAGACCUUCUGCCUAAAAAAUUUUGGCCACCCUCAAAAGCCGCAAAAGGCUGCCGCGCCCACUUCUUCGACUGCCACAGAAAAAUGCAUCUAAAUAUGGAUGCAAAUACACUACCUUGUGCGCAUAAAUACGCCUAAUUAAAUUAACCUAUUUACUUUGAAUAUGAGAUUCAUUAAAAAUAACCUAAAUACUUCAUACAGUUGUGUUCAUAUAAAGGACAGUUUCGACUAUGUGAUACCUGUUACUUGCACUAAGUUGUUACUACUUCAUUAAUAUGAGACUAGCACUUAACGUUGGUAAGGUGUUAGAAAAUGAAUACAUUUCGAAAAUGAAUAUUUUUAGUACAAACUAUGUUGGGAGUGCUUGACAAGUAAUUGGAAACCUAAAUUUCAUACAAAUUUUAUCUCGGUGUUGAGUUGAUCAAUAAAAACUUAAUUUUUUCGUAAUAACCUGAAAAAUAUAAACUUAUUAUUCUAGGUAACUUUUUUCGUAAUAACCUGAAAAAAGAAAAACCUAUUAUUCUAGGUAACUGGAACUUAUUUAAAUAAAGUUAUAUAUUUCGGUUGCACAGUUGUUGAGCACGAGUAAUGAAUUUAGCUGCCACCAGAAAUAUUGUUAAAGAACACUUUCCAAUUUGUUUGGCAACAUGUUAAAGUUUCUUUGGCUUUUACCCAUAGUCACUAUCGCUAUACCUAAAAUUACCCAGGCUCAAAGACCGUCUUUUGCUGGCAUGAGACCUCCAGGCGGACUCACUCAGAAGAACAAAUACGCCCAAACUAAAAAUACAGCCGUGGAGAACUUUAAUGGAAGUUCAGGACCCAAGGAUACUUCGAAAAAGAAAAUUAUCAACCUUCCUUAUGGAGCACCGCAAAGGCCGCCAAUGGGAGUUCCUCUGGUUCAUCCCUCCACUCCGGAGGAGUUGUCAGCCUCGUACAGCCCCGUCAACAAAGCUGCUGGAUUUCCAACUCAAACUGCCCCAGAUAACAGCCGACUUCCCAUCGAUGCCCGAGGUGACAGGGACUGGGUAAAUAGAUUGAAGCAGCUGCCCGUGGACCAGCAGCCCUUCUGGCUUGUAAACUAUCAAGCAAUCGAAGCAAUGAGGAACAGUCCCAGACCCAGUGUUGGAAAUUAUGAAUGGCGUGGGAGUUCGUUCGGCGGUUAACGAUUUUGAAGGUUUCAUAAUUUUUAAUUUAAACACCAUUAGGAAUAAAAAGGUUCAGGAUGUUUAUUACUUUAUUUUACUUUGAAUUAUGCUUGACCUACAAAUAUAAUUUCAUAUAAUUGGCAAUACUCAGGAAAAAAGAAGAAAAUUUAGAAGGGUCGCAAAUGAACUAAAUAAUUUAUCAACGGAUAUAUGCACGAGUAUGAAUAAUGCAUAGGUCGACCUACAAAUAUACUAUUUACCAAUGUAUAUACCACCAAUAGCUGGUUAAUCUUCUGCCUUGGUCACAAAUGUUGCAAGGGAUAUUAGCAUUUUCCCUAAUAAUGUUGGUUUUAUUUUUAUGUUUACGAACAAAUCCUUGAUAACAAGGUGAUAUGAUUUAUAUUUAUUUUUCAUUUGAAAGCUGAUGAAUGAAAAUUAUUCUCUUAUCUAUUAUAACAUUUGGAAUGCACACUUAAAAAUUACUUUUAAUUCGGUGUUAUUUUUGUGCGCAAAGGUUUAUAUAUACAUCGUAUUAAAAUGUUUAUACCUUUAUAUAAAAAGGGUAAGCUAGAUUUGUUGAAAGGUUUGUAAUAGAUAUAGUAGAAGUUUCCAAUCCCAUAAGGGUAUAUGUUCAUAUACACUUGAUCAGGAUCACUAGCCGAGUAUAUCUGGCCAUGUCCGUCCGUCUGUAUGUCGUCCGUAUAAACGCCGAAAUUCCGGCAACCAUACAAAUUGGAAAACUAAAGUUUCUUAUAUCGACCUGCUAAACAGAAAAAAAUUAUUUCAUGAUUUUAAAAACCGGUUUCAUUGCAUACAUACAGACAAAUAAGCAAAUAAGAACAUUUUGGUCGCGCCGCCAAAGCCGUCACGCCCACAAUUAAAUUUUCAUAUUCGUAUUUAUUUUUUUAAAUAUCAAUAUGCCAAUAUCAAUAUACGCCCACACCGUUCAAAAAUAUUUUAGAUUUUGAUGCCAACAACCUUUGAACUUUCUCCGUAGCAUUUCCAAUUGUUAAAGUAAAUAUGAAAGGCAAAUUCGGUAAUAAGUUAUUUAUUUAGUAACUAUGCAGUAUGUAUACAUCACUUUGAAUAAAUGAUGGCUAAUAUAUAAUAUUCCUAUAUGCAUUGUUAUAUUAUUACAUUAUCGAAAUGUUUAUUUACAGUUUCUUUUACUAAUAAAAUGUACAAUUUCCUUAAAAAGUUCAUACAAAAUUUAAUAUUUAUUUUAAACAAAUAAACGAAAGCCAGAAUGGGAAAUUAGAAAUUUUAAAUAAGAAGUGAAACAGAAAGAGAAAUAUAAAACAAUGGCAUAUCAA